Molecule: messenger RNA, 3082 nt
Organism: Choloepus didactylus (southern two-toed sloth)
Lineage: Eukaryota; Metazoa; Chordata; Mammalia; Pilosa; Megalonychidae
Gene: MARCHF3
Product: membrane associated ring-CH-type finger 3
Exons: 5
Coding region: 274-1035 (253 amino acids)
Biological process (GO): protein ubiquitination
Molecular function (GO): ubiquitin-protein transferase activity; zinc ion binding
Source: RefSeq, a predicted model, not a curated record
CUGCCUCAUUCGCUGAGCGGGUCCAUGAAUUGUCAGCGCGAUCCCAGCAGCUGCUGAGCCGAGGCGGCCGCCGGGCUUGCCGUGCUUCCCCUGAGGUGCCCACCCAAGCCAAUGUGCCCCGGUCUUUUGGGACGAGGGCAGCCGCCGAUUCGGGGCAACUUGGGAUUCAGGACCCGGAGCAGGGGCGUCGGUUUGCGAUCGGGACUCGGCGAGCAGGAUGGAAAUCCUGUAUGAAUGUGGAAGCCAUUAGCAGAGUAAUUGCUGUCUGUUACCAUGACAACCAGCCGCUGCAGUCACCUGCCCGAAGUCCUGCCAGACUGCACCAGCUCAGCUGCACCCGUGGUGAAGACCGUGGAGGAUUGUGGCAGCCUAGUGAAUGGGCAGCCACAGUAUGUCAUGCAAGUUUCGGCCAAGGACGGGCAGCUGCUGUCAACAGUAGUGCGGACUCUUGCCACCCAGAGCCCGUUCAAUGACCGGCCCAUGUGCAGGAUCUGCCACGAGGGAAGCAGCCAAGAGGAUUUGCUCUCUCCAUGUGAAUGUACGGGGACCUUGGGGACAAUUCAUCGGAGCUGCCUGGAACACUGGCUGUCGUCCUCAAACACCAGCUACUGUGAACUCUGCCACUUCAGGUUUGCAGUCGAGCGCAAACCCCGGCCGUUAGUGGAGUGGCUCAGAAACCCAGGUCCCCAGCAUGAGAAGCGGACUCUGUUUGGAGACAUGGUGUGCUUCUUGUUUAUAACUCCCCUGGCCACGAUCUCGGGCUGGCUCUGCCUGCGGGGCGCCAUGGACCACCUGCACUUUAGCAGUCGGCUCGAAGCCGUUGGACUGAUUGCACUCACUGUCGCACUCUUCACUAUUUACCUCUUUUGGACACUAGUGUCAUUUAGGUACCACUGUCGAUUGUACAAUGAAUGGCGUCGGACCAAUCAGAGGGUGAUUCUCCUUAUUCCAAAGUCAGUCAACAUACCUUCUAACCAGCAGUCCUUGCUGGGCCUCCACUCAGCCAAGAGGAACUCAAAGGAGACAAUUGUCUGAUGUUCGGGUGAUUCGUUGGCUGAUUAGUUGUUUGGGGUUUGGAAAUUUUGGCACUGGGGCCAUGCACUGAGCCACCCCAAACCCUUCCUUAACCCUGAGGGUCUAAGAACAUCCAGAGUAAUGUUAGCACAUUGCCCCGAGCAACGAACUCUGCCAGAAGAAAAGCAAAUGCUGUUUUACUUCAAAUCAUGGAUGCUGCAAUCAUAUGAUAUUUGCUAAGCUGCCAAACAUGUUUAUUUAGCAGAUACUGUAUGGAAUUUUCUGAACACCUCUGAAACAUAUAAGGAAGGCUGUCCUGCUAAGGAUGCAAUUCUUCCUUUUUUUAUUACUAUUUCGAAUAUAUAUAUAUAUAUAUAUAUUAAACUUAGAUGAUAAUCAAAAUUGAAAAGCCAAUGUAAAAAUCAGUUUCUUCAUUUGGAUGGGUUUUGUUUGGGUUAGUUUAUUUGUUUCUCGUUUUUUAUUGUAUAUUCUUUGGGGUAAUUUGAUGGCUCAAGUGGUCUUUCUCAUCUCGUUCAUGUCUCUUAUUCAAAGAGACAGCAUAACAACUGCAGAUGUUUGACUUGAAAUAGGUUCAAGUCAUAUUUGAAGGAUGUUUUCUACUAAACUUCAUUUAAUUAUUCCAUUUUUAAAGAAGAAAGGUGUGGCAAUUCUCCCCAUGGAGAACUGUUUAUUUAAAUACCACUACGGAGAAAAAAAAAAAUUAUGGUGAGAAGCACGCUCCUUUUCAACUUGUUUGGUACUGACAGCUGAUAGAAGCUAUUUUCUAAUAAUAAAUAUAUUGUGUGUGAAAGACAAACCCCACUGAUUGCAAUACUCUUUUUGUAUCAUAAGACCUGUGAAGCUUCCUAAAGUAGCUUUGAAAAAGAAAAGAAAGGAAAAAAAAAAAACACCAAAAAGGUUGGUGUUCUUACUUCCAUUGUAUUUAGUACAUGUUUUAAUUCUGCAUCCGUAAUGAACUGGAGAAUCAUUAGACAUUUCUAGGAACCCUGGACCUGCUUUGCAUAUAAAGUAGCAUUCCCAUUGCUCUAUUGAAUGGCUGGCUUGACAGGUAGAUGUGGCAAAAAAGCCUGUCCUAGCAGCCAUGCGCUUAGUCUAAGACCCCUCUGUUUGAUUUUCCAAAAAAAGAGCCCCACACUGUGCCUCCCCCAACCAUGAGCCAAUUCUGUCAGAGGCUGAAAUAGACUUUCUGAGGCUUCAUGUGCCUCUUUUGUCAAUCGCUUUGUAAAGGGUCAGAUCUGCACCCUGCAUUUGUGUGUCCACUGAAACCAGGGAGGGAUGUGUCUGAAGGAAACCACAUGCUCGGGGUGGCACUCAGGCUGCCAGCCGUCUGCCCACCCAAACGAGCAUGAGCAGAGGGUGGAGCACAGCUUCAGGGUAUGCUUAAAAUAUGGAUUUCUACAAUAUGACCCACAUUCUAAACAUCGCUCCAGCAUCUGCCUUGUGCUCCCCAGUUGGGAGAGCAGAAAGUGCAAAGGAACUGAUAGCCAGGAGGGUAACAGUUUUUGUCUGCAGAUUGAUCAGGCCGAUGCAGGUGUUCUCUUUGUCAGCCGAGCCCUCCAUUCACAGCCUGCUCCCGCGCUGCCUGGGGAGGGGAACAGCUGGACCGCCCUAUGCUGCAAAACUCAGAUGUGCUUUAUGGCUUGUGACAAUAGAUUUCCUCUCCACCACGCUUCACUUCGACACUUCAAUCCCAGUAAUAUACGCCUCAGCCCUUCUGUUUACUCAGCCCUGCUCACCCCUCUGGGCUGUCAUUAGCUGCGCCACCAUCAUCCGUUUCUUAAUUGACCUUUUUAAAAUGCUGGACACCACUGGCUGCAUGCAGCUGUCACACAUUAAAUUUCCAGAGCAGAGAGUCCAACUUGGUGGCUUGUAAGUUGCAGCCCUGUAAUAAACUUGAAAAAUGGCAUCCACCCAGACUUGGUCUCUGAGUUGUCAGAUUAAGCAGUGAUACCUGUCAUCCAGAGAGCACAGACAUUCGGGAGAGGACCAUUCCCUUUCUCCUCCCUCCUUCCUCCAUGAAUCAAAGAUGUGGAGGGUUCCCAGGAUC